AUCAGAACGCGGGCAUUGCAACAAACCGGAAACAGUCAUUGAAAAAUUUUACUACAGUGAGUAAAGUGGCUUCGCUACGUUGCAAAUUUGGUGUUUGAGUGGGUUUAUAUUGUUGCAUUUCUAUCGCUUUUUGUAACGUUCUCUAUUGUGAUCGAUUGCUGUUUUGUAUCAUGAGUGUUGCAAGAAUGGCUAGGCAGUCUUCUACGGGUUCUCCAAAACGUUUUGAGUUAGGAAUCAGCCGGUCUUGUUGUCGAAAUUUAUUUGGUCCUAUUGACCACGCUCAGCUACGUGCUGAAUUAGAGGCAGAGUUGAGGCGAAUUGCGGACGAGAAGAAACGUCGUUGGAAUUUCGAUUUUAUGGAGGUUAAACCUCUUGACGGGGAAUUUCUUUGGCAGAGAGUUGGCGAAAAUCGUAGCGUUGGAUUUGCCACAAACGAGGAAUCGAUUACCAGUCCAGCGACUGUCAGAAUCACGCCACAACAUUCGAAUGAUGCUGUAAUAACGCACGCUGAAACGAGUGUUACCACGAGAAAUACCUCGAGAAAUAGAACAUCAGACGCCCCAAAAAGUUGUUUCGAAACGCCUGAACGAUUGAGCGCAAAACGACUACGGAAAUCACCGCGGAUUACAGGUAUUUGUGUGUGAUCAGUGUGAAUUUUACUCGAUUAUUUUUGAGUAUUAUUUUAUACAGAUGUCAUGAUGUGACCUCUAUAAAUAACUUCCGUCAAUUGUCGGUAAAAGUAAUUCAAGCCUGUCGUCUAGUUUAUAACUUGAAAUCAAUGUAAAUAGUUUUCGAUUAAAACUCACAAACAUAUAGAAUAAAUUUGAGCACACACAUUUGUAAAACAGGCAACAGGCUUGGAACCUAUUGUUCAAAAUUGUAGCUUGUAUAAAAUACAUUUUUUUAUCUAUGGUAUUUGCUGUAUUAUUCAAGCGCGUCUGGCACUUGAAAUCUUGUUAUAAUCAACUAAAUUUUGACUUCUAUUUUGGUGAAAACAGUUCAAAAACCUCUACAAUAGUGCCUUAACAUUCCUUCUUAGAAUUGCUUUUAUCUAUAUCACAAAAAUGCGGUAGUUUUCAAAUUAAAACGUGGCGAAAAUAUUUUUGUAAACCGCGGUGUCAUCUAUUGUCAUGAAAUGCGGAACUAUUAAGGUUGUAUGUCUGUCGCAAAUAUCUACCCAAUAUUGCUCAAAAACCGGUCGAUCUUUCGUUCUUUGUCCAAAACACCUUCUACUAUAGUAACUUGUCUUUUUAACUAACUCCCAAACACGUUUUCUUUUAGAUUAUUUGCGAGCGAAGAAAGGAUCGAGCACAUCUAGGCGGAUAAAAUUCUCCAGCGAAGCGGGAGGCCCUAAACUAUGUAGACCUGUUCAGACAAGAAAGACGAACAGCAGGAGCCGACCGGCUAAACAAUCGACGUUGGAUCAAUUUAUGUCGAAGGUAUGUGCAAUUAGGCACAAAUUAAACAAAACUACUUGAAAGCUGAGCAAAAUCAGGAGAUUUGGUCACGAAACACUAUCAACUAAUGGUGGGCAACACGUAGCAGUCUUCUUUUACAGUAGGAGUUGUUCAUAUGGAGCUGGACUGGCCAGGAUGAUUUGUUUAUAAAUUAAUAAAGCUCGAAUCACAGCUUUGAUAAACAGCCAAAAGUAUAAAGCAGUAUAAAGUUCAUUCAAACAAUCGUUUAUUGUCAGCAUGGAUAAUAAAAUAAAUAUGUUAUUUUACAAUCCAUGUUGUCAGGAAAAGGAUUUUGUUACACGAUUCAUAGGAAACAAGUGAAUAAAAUUGGUAGAUGUAGUUUAAUCCGCCACCUCUAGGAAGGACAGUUUAGAAUUGACAGAUAUAUCCAGUAUAAAGUAGUUUGGUUCUAAGUGAUUGUUGUUUUAUUCUGUUUCAGCUCAGACCAAGACAGUCAAAUGGAAAAGUAUCUAGCUGAAAAGGACAAGUUAUGAACAUAUAAAACAAGCUAAAGUUGUAAAUAUUUUUACCUGGCAUGAAGGUCCACAGUCUGCUUCUCAAAUCCCAAAUUCCGCGCUCAAAUUUUCCAACUAUUGUGCACUUUUUUGCAGUUUUUUAAGGUGAUAAGACCGGUAUCAAAAUUGUACACUAUCAGGGGUAUACCAAGUGUAGCCCUUACCUUGCAGCAAAAUGGGUUUGACAUGGUUGAUGCAUGGUCAAUGCUGUGUUAUCAAGAAAUACAUUGAUGAUAAAUGGUUGUGAAAAUUUGCUUGCUCUGAUAUACAAUGCAAACAUGUGCACACGUAAAAAUCUCACAUCUUGUAACAAGUCUGCCAACAAGUCAGCAAGAUGUAUUUGCACUGCUUGUCACAAGUUGUCAACAGGUUUGGAACAACUUGUUGACAACUUGUAACAACCUUGUCGAAAUUAUCAGACUUGUUGCAAGGUUGUUCUGACAAGUCUGUUACAUGCUUGAUAUAACAAGAUUGUUACAACCUUGUGUCGUCAACCUUGUAACAUCCUUGUUAUAUCAUGGCUGUAACAAACUUGUUAGCACAGUCUUGUAACAAGGCUGAUAAUGCCAUCAAGCUUGUUACAAGUUGUUAACAGCUUGUUUCAAACUUGUUACAACAAACUGGGAACAAGCAAUGCGAACACAACUUGUUGACAGCUUGUGAACAGACUUGUUUACAGCUUGUUUGCAGACUUCUUACAACUUGGGCAUUUUCACAUGUGCAGGUUUGAUUGCUCUGAACUCAGCUUUAAACAUUAACUGCAUCCCCUAAAACGUUUUGUGGGCCUUUGUCUGGGAUUUGAAAUCAUCACUCUCUUCAAAUUUUUAUUCAACAUUGACUUUUGGUAGAUAAAAGUAUAAAAUUUACGUUCCUGGUUGAGUUUUAAAAUGUAGUCACAGACAUUAAGAUGACUAAAAAUGAAAAAAAUUAAAUUAUUAUCAUACGAAAAUGAUAAAUUAAUG
Messenger RNA from Paramuricea clavata, 2934 nucleotides. Lineage: Eukaryota; Metazoa; Cnidaria; Anthozoa; Malacalcyonacea; Plexauridae. The record is from the annotation of a GenBank genome assembly.